Molecule: messenger RNA, 2399 nt
Organism: Sphaeroforma arctica JP610
Lineage: Eukaryota; Ichthyosporea; Ichthyophonida
Exons: 13
Coding region: 456-2153 (565 amino acids)
Biological process (GO): glycerol catabolic process
Cellular component (GO): cytosol
Molecular function (GO): glycerone kinase activity
Source: RefSeq, a predicted model, not a curated record
GGAGUACAGACUGUACAGUGUAGGUGACUAGGUGUUCACGACAACUGAGUUUGUCAGUUCACUCAGUUGUGUCACUUGUGAACUUCUCUCCUUGUUGUGUGUGUAUGACUGUAUGACUGAAUGUGAUUGUGACCGACAUAUCUAUUUAUUUAUAUUACCAUAUUAGGGCGUAUUUCUUGGGAGGGAUGAAAUGAGUAACUAUUGUGAACGCGUAUGAUUCGACGAAAUCUGGAAUAAUCACGGAUAGACCCUACAAUCCUACAGUCUACGUACAGUCGUACACCAAACUACUACUACAUUUUCACAUGGUAAAACACCGACAUCGAAUUGUCGAACACAAACAAUCGACCCAAAUUUAAAAUAUCAAAAUACAAUACACUUGAUUUAUACAUAAUAUAAAUACGGCAAGAUAUCGUACGAAUUUGAACAGACAUACGUUUUUUAAGUAAAUAAUCAUGUCUUUAGCAAAGUCGUUUGUGAAUGCACCAGGACAGGAACUGGUGGAAGGCGCUAUUGAUGGACUCAUAGAACUUUCGAGCGGCCAGUUGACACGCUUAGCUGGUUAUGAACAGGCUGUAAGGGUUGUUUUAAGGAGUGACUAUCAGAAGGAGGUAAUAGACUGCGGAAAGGUCUCAAUCAUCUCCGGUGGAGGAUCAGGGCACGAACCUGCGCACGCCGGCUUUGUUGGCACAUCUCUCCUCACCGCGGCUGUAUGCGGCGACGUCUUUGCAUCGCCGACUGUGGAGGCUGUGUUACAGGCCAUAUUGGCGGUGACUGGGGAGGGAGGGUGCUUGCUGAUUGUCAAGAACUACACUGGCGACCGUCUGAACUUUGGUUUGGCCGCUGAGCGAGCCCGUGCUUUAUACCAGAAAAAAGUAGAGGUGGUGACUGUUGAAGACGAUGUGGCGUUAGACGGUGUGCCGCAACCACGUGGUAUCGCUGGCACAUGUUUGGUGCACAAGGUGGCAUCCUACUACGCAGCCACAGGAGCUUCUCUCGAUGAAGUGAAAGCGAAUGCGGAAAAAGCUGCCAAUUCAGUUCGGUCCAUUGGUGCUGCCUUAACCACCUGCACCAUCCCUGGGCGUGAUACAAGAGACGAACGCUUAGAUGGCAAUGUGUACGAACUCGGUCUUGGUAUUCAUGGCGAAGCCGGGAGAGAGACAGUCGAUUUAGAAUCAGCCAAGGAUAUAGUGGCGCGUAUGCUGACGCCGCUAUUGAAAGUAGUAGGCGAUAGCAAGGACGAUUUCUGCCUGCUGAUCAACAAUUUGGGGUCAGUGUCGCGCGUAGAGAUGACAUAUCUUUUCGGUGAGGUAUCGAGGCAGCUAACGGACGCCUCUAUUUCUGUCAGUCACGUGGUAGAGGGUGCGCUAGUCACCAGUCUGGAUAUGUGUGGCUUUAGUAUCAGUUUACUGCGUAUCUGUGAUCCCACGUGGACGAAAGCGCUAGAAGCUGAAACGAAUGCCGUUGGAUGGGUACCUGUCCGACAGUAUAAGAAAUUCCAAAGCUCCAACGCGAAGGCACUGCACGAACACAAGGCGUCCGAGUUUGCGGCGGAGAAUUCGUCAGCAGAUAAGCUCAACAGCGACAUUAAGGCGAAGAUAGAGCGUGCUAUGCACAGCUUGAUCGAGAACGAGGCCCAGCUCACAAAGUGGGAUACAAUCUGCGGAGAUGGAGAUUGUGGCGAAAGUAUCAGCAAAGGUGCAAAAGCAGUUCUCAAGGAUUUGGACUCGUAUUUGGACGGUCCGGCGGCUUUGUGUAACGGUGUAGCAACAACCAUAAGUCGAUCUGUGGGUGGUACGAUUGGAGUGCUGUCUGCUAUUUUCUUCAGUGCUGCUGCUGCAGCUAUUCAGGAGAAUGGAUCGGAUGGUGCACUCGCCACAGGGUUUCAAGCUGGUUGCGAUAGCAUCACAAAACACGGUCGGGCAAAGGUGGGGUCUCGCACACUGGUGGAUGCCCUCGUCCCUGCGUCUGAGGCCGCUUCGGAAGGAAUCAAUGGCAUGGCUAAGGCAGCAAAAGCUGGAGCGGAAUCGACAAAAGAAAUGUCAACCGCUACCGAUGGUCGGGCCGCGUACUUGGGAGACACACACGAUCUCAAGGGUAUUCCUGACCCCGGAGCCUGGGCUGUGUAUCUGAUUCUAAGUGCGCUCGAAUAGUGCUGUAUAUGGGUCCGAUUUGGCAGUUCAUGAGCAUGUAAGAUGCUAUUUAAGCUGGUCAAGUAAACAUACUAUGCCAUGCCCGUGCCAGCAUGGACAACGAUCUGAAGGCUGAAGCUGAAUAUAUCGGUUUUGGGGGGCUUCUCGGACACUAUGAGAGUGAGAGUUCAUUCAAUAAAGUAGUGUCGUUGUCGCGACCAAUCAUAACUUUUUUUGUGGUCGUGAGCGACACGUGCAAUGAUGGAG